Chrysochloris asiatica (Cape golden mole) is the source of this 528-nucleotide messenger RNA. RefSeq names its product sperm acrosome associated 3 (gene SPACA3). The transcript has 4 exons. Gene Ontology annotation, cellular component: sperm flagellum; acrosomal vesicle. NCBI's taxonomy places the organism in Eukaryota, Metazoa, Chordata, Mammalia, Afrosoricida, Chrysochloridae. The record is from RefSeq and is a predicted model, not a curated record. Gene Ontology annotation, molecular function: lysozyme activity. Gene Ontology annotation, biological process: fusion of sperm to egg plasma membrane involved in single fertilization. The coding region runs from base 37 to 528 and encodes 163 amino acids.
AGCCACAGUGGCGGGGUCUCUGCUUCUGCUGCCAGUAUGGAAGCCAGGAACUGGGCUCCCAGAAGGCGGCCUCAUCCACCUGGGAGCAUGAUGCUCACCUUCGUCUCUCUGCUCAGCUGCCUACUGGGUGCCAGCGAGGCCAAGGUCUACAGCCGCUGUGAGCUGGCCCGAGUACUACAGGAAUUUGGUCUGGAAGGGUACCGAGGAUACAGCCUAGCUGACUGGGUCUGCCUUGCUUACUUCACAAGUGGCUUUAACACAGCUGCCGUGGACCACGAGGCAGAUGGAAGCGCCAAUAAUGGCAUCUUUCAGAUCAAUAGUCGGAAGUGGUGCAACAACUUUGAUUUGAAGGCCCCUAACCUGUGUCACAUGUACUGCACUGACUUGUUGAAGCCUAACCUCAGGGAUACGGUUAUCUGUGCCAUGAAGAUAGCCCAAGGGCCCCAUGGCCUGGCCACCUGGGAGGCCUGGAGGCAUCACUGCCAGGGCAAGAACCUCAAUGACUGGGUGGAUGGCUGUGACUUGUAG